Molecule: messenger RNA, 1965 nt
Organism: Contarinia nasturtii (swede midge)
Lineage: Eukaryota; Metazoa; Arthropoda; Insecta; Diptera; Cecidomyiidae
Product: excitatory amino acid transporter 3-like
Exons: 10
Coding region: 413-1855 (480 amino acids)
Biological process (GO): L-glutamate transmembrane transport
Cellular component (GO): plasma membrane
Molecular function (GO): neutral L-amino acid transmembrane transporter activity; glutamate:sodium symporter activity; L-glutamate transmembrane transporter activity
Source: RefSeq, a predicted model, not a curated record
ACUGCUUCAGUUGAGUUUUAGCUCUAAAGCCGGAUAAACACGGAAACAGACACACGGGGCAAUAUAAGAUACAACAUUUAACAUAGUUUAAUUGUUUUGGUUUUAUUUUCGUCUUUGUGAUUUCUAGUGCUUCAAUUUUGUUGUUACGCCAUUGUUGAAACUGAUCUGUUUACUCGAAAUCAAUUGUGAUCCUUAAAUUGUCAUUCAAUAUUUUUUUUGUCUUAUUUGUGACGCCAAUCGAGAAUUUAUCAGUGAUACUCAAGUAUUGAUUGAUGCUGUUGUUGCUGCAUUCUGCAUUUAUUUUACCUGUACAAAUAUUUUGUAGAGAGAGAAAGUGAUUGUUUUAGGUGAUAUUUGCAGCAAUUUUUGUGUUAACGCACCUUGUUCCGUCCCCGCUCAAAAUUAAACAAUCAUGAAAAUCAAGAAGGAAAGAUUUUUAAAAUUAUUCCAAGAACAACUGCUUACGAUUUCAACAUUGGCCGGUGUUGUUUUGGGUAUUAUUCUCGGUCUAAUUGUGCGAGCAUCAUCUUCAUCGCAAUGGGGCCAACGCGAAAUAAUGUACGUCAAGUUUUUGGGUGAACUUUUUUUGCGUAUGUUGAAAGGAUUGAUAUUGCCGUUGGUCAUUUCAUCGUUGAUAAGUGCAAUUGGCACAUUGAAUUUCAAAGCAACGGGUAAAAUUGGCGGUCGUGCAAUCACAUAUUAUUUAUCAACAACUUUUAUAGCCGUUAUUUUGGGCAUAAUACUUGUUGUAACUGUUCGUCCGGGCAUUGAUCGCAAUCAAAUGAAUUCAACGGAAAGUGCACCACAAGGAAAUAGUAAACUACGCACCACAACCACAGUCGAUACAAUGCUCGACUUGGUUCGCAAUAUGUUUCCACCAAAUAUUGUUCAGGCCUGUCUCGAACAGUAUCAAACGGUUUUAAAGCCAUCCAGUGACAACGACAGCAAUACUGAUAUAAAUAUGUGGAAAAUUGGACAUACAUAUGGAAAUGGCAUGAAUAUUAUUGGUUUGGUGGUUAGUGCGGUGGUAUUGGGUAUUGCGAUGAGUAGUUUGCAUGGUACCGUCAAUACAUUGUUGCAUCUGGUGACUGAAGUGAGCACGAUUAUGAUGAAAAUCACAUCGUGGGUCAUUUUCAUAUCACCAAUAGGUAUUUUUUUCUUGACCGUGUCGCAAGUCAUUGAAAUGGACGAUUUAAAUGUUGUUGCUGGAAAAUUGGGACUAUACCUAUUCACUGUGAUUUUUGGCAUUUUGUUUCAUGGUUUUAUAAUACUUCCAAUCAUCUAUUACGUCUUCACUCGAAAAAAUCCAUACAAUUUCAUUUUUAAUGGCAUGGGCCAAGCAAUGAUGGUGGCAUUCGGAACUGGAUCAAGUUCGGCCACAUUGCCAGUUACAAUUAAGUGUAUCGAAGAAAAUAACGGCAUUAAUCCACAGAUUUCACGAUUUAUGUUACCAAUUGGAGCUACCAUUAAUAUGGAUGGAACGGCAUUGUAUGAGGCAGUGGCUGCCAUUUUCAUCGCUCAAUUGCGUGGAAUUCCUUUGUCAAUUGGGAAAGUUGUGGCGGUUAGUAUAACAGCGACUGCAGCAGCAGUGGGGGCAGCGGGCGUACCUCAAGCCGGUUUAGUUACCUUAGUUAUGGUCUUAGACGCAGUUGGUCUGCCUCCGGAAGAUGUAAGCCUAAUCCUUGCAGUGGAUUGGAUAUUGGACCGUGUUCGAACCGUGGUAAAUGUUCUCGGAGAUGCGAUUGGUGCUGGCAUUGUGGAUCAUAUCAGUAAAACUGAUUUAACAAAGCCGGUAAAUCCACAACAGGGCACACCAAAUUCCAGCUAUGAGAUUGAAACUCAGAUGGAAACUUAAGAACUUCAAUAUUCCUAUAAUGUUUUUCUUAAACGGUCAAAAAUUUCGAUAAAAAAAUAAAUUGACAUAUUUUUCUAUAUAAUAUAAGAGAAUAGCUCAUUUGAACGUUG